GUAAAAUAUGAAGAACAUUCUUGAAAAAGUGGUAAAUUCAAAUGGGACACCUUGCAUAUCGAUCGAACGGUGGUGGUCAUAGCGUAACGAAGGGUUGCUGGUCAAACCCUAAACACCUGUGCCUUUGCUAUAGUAACGCUACGUUUUGUUCUAGAUAUUUAGUAUUAUAGUUAAACGGGACAUGGUCGUGUAAGCUUCUCGUCGAUAAACUUCUUAAACUCGUUAAAGCUAUGGAUAAGAAAUUCGAGAAUUUACAAAAUUAUGUGCCGUCUUUUACGCGCGAAAUUUAAACAUGAAAAUAAUCGAAGGUGGAGUUCAACCGCGAUGAUAUAGGAUGUAAAAAUUUGAAAGAGGAGGCGCGUUCAGAGAUAAGAGAUUCGACGUUAGCGCUAGAUUUGUUGCAACGGGUCAGACUUUCGAACGAUCGAAAGACGCGCGCUUCAAGAAACGUCUCUUUUGUGAUCGUGUCGCCCUCGUGAUAACGACGGCGAGUUCGAGCAAAGUUAGCGACUACAUGCAUAAGUAACUCUCUUUCUCUUCAAGUACUCGUUUUAUUUCUGAGUGUGUACGUGUGUGUGUUGCGUUUGCAAGCGCGCGCGCGCUCGCGCGCUCACUCUCGAUCUCUUUUCGUCUCCUCCGCGCGUAUAUUUAUAAACGUGAAAUGGUGAAAUGGCACGAGCACUCGGCUGCUUGCGAUAUCUUCUAAUCGCCGGUACUGUCGUUCUUGGCAUUUCAGGAGUAGUAACAUCCGCCUUCGCAGGAUUUUUCUUGUAUCAAUUAAACGAAUAUAAACAACUCACUCCCGAAAAUGUUUAUGGUCCAUCCAUCGUUCUUUUGGUUUUGGGUAUCUUCACGUGUGUCAUCGGUUGGUUGUCCUGGCAUUUUUUCGAUUUUACGCAAAAGGGACAAGCGAUAUUGUUUGUUACAAGUUUGGUGAUUAUUUCCCUGUUCGAAAUGAGCGCCGGAAUAUGGGCUCUUGUCAGACAUGAACAAAUAGAUUUUCUUCCGACUGCUCAUCUUAAAACAAUAUUUAUGGAUAAAGAAAAUCAACCUUUAUGGGAGCACAUACAAGCUAAGCUUGAUGGUCUAUUUUCCUUCUUGAAUCCUUGGAAAAAAUUCAAAGGUUUUUAUAAUUCUCAGGGCCACAGAACCUGUUUUCUUACAAUUACGUAGACUUUCACCAAACCCUGGCAAUAACUUUUCCUUCAAGGGACUGUUAAGUGAUAUGACAAAAUAAACAAAGGACGAAGAAUUGCAAUAAUUUUUUCGAACGGGAUAUAAAUCUGUUAAUUUACUUCUACGAUAUUAAUUAUCAAUAAUAUUAUAGAAAAUUAAUAUUAUUGAUUAAAUUAAUAAUACUAUUAAUAUUACGCAACAUAGAUAUAUCUAUUAAUUUAUCGAAACAAUAUUAUUACCACUUUAAUAUCGUAUAAUGAAUUGUUUUAGGCAGAUGCAAAAAAAGAAAUAAUGCACGUAAUGUCAAUUUUUUAUGAGAAGAGUUAUCAACAUCUAUCUAAAAAUCGUAUGUUUCAUUUCUAUUAUGAAAUACAUAUUGUCUUCGUACCAGCUGUUUUAUUAAAAUUGACAAUCAUACGUUGUCUGAUAUUUUAUUAUCAGCUCAGUAACUUUAAUUUACUGACUCUGAUAGCAUGAGGGGAAUAACAUAGCUAUACCUAAGCCGAUAGAGCAUACCGAUAGAGUAUAUCGAAAGAAGGGACAGAAUUCUCUUAACAUAUUUUUUCCGCAUUCAUUGCUGAUGUCAUACACGUCUCGUGCGACAUUGGGUUAACAGCCUUAACGCCAAAGGCACGGUCUUAAGGCCUGAAAGUGAUCAGUUCUUUUCUAAUGAAUAUUAUAAUUUAUUAUUAUCAUCAAGAAUAUUCACGAUCGAGUUUAUAUUACUUGAUAUUUAAAUUUGGAAUAAAUUUUAGGUCGCAAUGAACUUUGUAAUUCGUUUAACGAGACGAGUCAAAAAAUCGGUUCUACUAAACGAAACUAAUCGCGUUCUAAGCGCGUGACAAAUGCAUGGGCCUUCAGUUAUUGAUUGACGAAUGAUAGUCAAUUGUUGUACUCAGGAGCGAAUUUACAUAGAUCGUUGUUAGAGCUUGGUUGAGUUCGAAAACUUAAAUGUUAAAUUCUUUAUACACGCAUCGAUAAGAUGUACUACGUAAUACGACGUAAACCGUAAAGAAAUUCAUUAAUCAAAAUCAACUAAUGACAACAUGAAAAUAGUAACGAUAAAAAGUUUUAUAAGGAUGAUAUUCUUAUGUCUUACGUCGAUAUGUAUGCGGAGGCCUUUUUAAGUAUAUGAAGGUUAUGAAUACGUUCCUGACCUGAUUACGCUCCAUCAUGUGUAUUUAUUUACGUCUUCUGACUCAUCUCUUUGAACGAAUUAUAUAUUAUCAUUGCGAUCCUUGAGAGAUGCAUUUAUGACUUAGUGGAUUCUAGCGUCUAACGAUUGAUCUAAUAGAUCAUUUUAAUUAAAUGCUAUUUCGUCU
Vespula pensylvanica (western yellowjacket) is the source of this 2498-nucleotide messenger RNA. Its product is annotated as 23 kDa integral membrane protein-like. The transcript has 5 exons. Lineage: Eukaryota; Metazoa; Arthropoda; Insecta; Hymenoptera; Vespidae. The coding region runs from base 670 to 1173 and encodes 167 amino acids. The record is from RefSeq and is a predicted model, not a curated record. Gene Ontology annotation, biological process: protein maturation; protein localization to plasma membrane. Gene Ontology annotation, cellular component: membrane.